Messenger RNA from Drosophila innubila, 2977 nucleotides. RefSeq names its product N-acetylneuraminate 9-O-acetyltransferase. The record is from RefSeq and is a predicted model, not a curated record. NCBI's taxonomy places the organism in Eukaryota, Metazoa, Arthropoda, Insecta, Diptera, Drosophilidae. The transcript has 3 exons. Bases 240 to 2855 code for a protein of 871 amino acids.
ACAGCUGAUUGCGAUAACAAUAGCCCAAAGGGUCGCCUAUCGAGCCAGCAGUAGCGUAAAGCAAACGGGCUGCAAAAACCGCAAUACGAAGAACGUGUGCAGCGUAGAACGAAAAAGUGGAUCAAGCCAAAAAAAAAAAGUAUUAAGAAUGCAAAUGGCUCAUAGGUAAAAGCAACUGCACUGCCAACAAACGAUAGACUGGAACUGACAACAACAAACGGCAGAUCAACAACAACAACAUGGAGUUGCGUGAGCUGCGUACCGGCAACAACAACAACAACAACGGCAGCAGCAGCAGCAACAACAACUGCAGCAACAUCGAUAGCAUUGUGGGUGGAGUAGGAGGUGGAGUGGGGAGUGCCGGUGAAUUGCAUGGCAUUUGCAUUGGCAGCGCUGCUGGCGCCGAAGGCGGCGUUCAUCGUAUGCCAACAAAAGCGGAUCUCUUUAUGGAACAAUUAAAUGCAACGAAUGCCAAAAAAGUUGCUUUAUUGCUUGUCCUUGGCUUUGUGGUCUAUCACGGUCUGCUCAAUUGGAAUUAUGGCAGCGACUCCUGUCAAUGGCUGUUAUCGAAGGGCCGCUUUAAGGGCGACAACGAGUGGCAACCCUACGGUUGCAUGAUGCACAAAUACUCCUACACUGACACACGACGCUGUCUACGCUAUUUUGCAUUUUUCGAUAACAAGAACAACUUUGUUUUUAUCGGCGAUCGAAGUGUUCGAUUGUUGUAUCAACGAUUUAUCGAGCAACUGCAUCUACCGCAAUCGGAGAGGGAGACAGCAAAAGAGAGCGAGACGGAUGAUAAGAAUGGCUCGUGGCGUGAUAAUGUGAUAACCCGUUUUGAGGAUAAAAAACUGACAAUGCUAGCACAAUAUAUACCCGCCGAUGAAGUAAAUCCCAUAUUAUUGGAUCGCUUAUUGCAACUGGAAAUGGAAAAGAAAUUGUCAUCGGUUUAUGUGCUGGGCUUAACCUAUAGUAAUCUGCAGGGAGGCAAUGUUACGGAAGAACUACUCCGUCAAUAUAAUGCAAACUUGACGCUUUUGGUGGCGCCUCUACAUCGCUUGGUAUCCCAAAGAUCCCGAGUGCUGUGGAAACUCGCCGAACGCGUGGAUGAGGAGAAAUUGCCGACGAGUUGGAAAUUGCAAAACGAUGACAUUGAUCGACUGAAUAAUGUGGCACGCAAUGUAUUUCAUUAUACGGAUAUAAGUCUGUGGGAAUCGGCCUGGCAUAUAGCCAAUGGUUUGGUGGAUAAUUCCAUAGCUGGUUACGCUUUAAAUGAGCAUGGACAGCGUUUGGAGGUGCAAUUACUAUGGAAUAUGUAUUGCAAUGAUCAAAUGAAUUAUAACGAUGGCACGUGCUGUAGCAGUGCUGAGCCGCAUACAAGUUUACAAAUUGUAGCGUAUGCGCUAUUCGGUGUUUGUAUUGCUUUAGUUUGUGGCAUGUGUUUGCGCCGUUGGCUGUUGCAUUUACGUGGACAUACCUUGUAUGUGCCACUGCAACAACAACAGCAACACAAUCCACAUCACAACAGUCAACCCUUAAAAAAACCAUCAUUUUUAACCGCCACACCUUUGUUGGCUUUAUCACUAUUGGGCCUGAUUUUAGCCUAUUUCUAUCUGUGCGAUCGCACCAAUUUCUUUAUGAAAGAGAACAAAUAUUAUUCGGAAUUUAGUUUCUGGAUACCCGUCGGGUAUGUCUUUGCUUUAGGCUUAUUUUUUACGGAAGAUUCGCGUUUAACGCAAGUCUUGAAUCGCAAUCAAACGGAUGAAUUACGUGGUUGGAUUUUGUUGGUUGUAUUAAUUUAUUAUAUGACUGGCGCCCAACGUGUGUUGCCCAUACACAUGCACAUUAAGUUGCUCAUUUCUGGUUAUUUCUUUUUAACCGGUUAUACGCACUUUACGCACGUUUGGCAAACCGGUUCAAACGGUUCCAUGUUUGUGCGCUUUUUUCAGUCACUUUUCAGGGUGAAUUUCCUCUGUGUAUUGUUGUGUUUCUGCAUGAAUCGUCCGUAUCAGUUUUAUUAUUUUGUACCCUUGCUUUCAUUUUGGCUGUGUGUGGUCUAUUUUGUGCUAGGGUUGCCACCGCGCAUUACAAGCGCCUCCUUGGAUGCAUAUCCAUUGCAUUAUUUGUAUUUAGUAUGCAAAUGCAUUGGUUGUUUGGGUUUAAUAACCGUGCUUUUUAUGUCCGAGGUGUUUUUCGAGCGGAUUUUUGUCACCCGUCCGUGGAAGGCGCUUUUUGUCAGCACCGAUGACGAUAUACACGAGUGGUGGCAUCAGUGGAAACUAGAUCGUUAUACCAUCACAUUUGGCAUGAUUUCAGCUGCCUGUUUUCAUAUUGCCCAAAAGUAUAAUGUUUUUGAUGAUAAUAAUCAUGGCAAUUUAUUUUCACGCCGCACUUCAUUAUCGGUUACACUGCUCGCUCUUUUGGGCGUUGGCAUCUAUACGUCCUUUUCGUUCUUGUGCCGCAAUGUGCAGAAUUGUGAGGAAAUUCAUUCAUAUAUUGUUUUUAUACCCAUUAUUGGUUAUAUUGUUUUGCGUAAUAUUUCGGGUAUAUUACGCACUAGAUAUUCAAAUUUCUUUGCUUGGUUUGGACGCAUCUCGUUGGAGUUGUUUGUGUGCCAAUAUCAUAUUUGGUUGGCUGCGGAUCGUCAUGGUGUGUUGGUGUUAUUGCCGGGAUUCCCCACCCUCAAUAUGAUCAUCACUUCGUUUAUUUUCGUGUGCGCCUCACACGAAGUGCAUCGACUCACACAAAUUCUAUUGCCCUACGCAGUGCCCAAUGAUUGGCGUCUUGUUUUGAGGAAUUUUGUUAUAUUUUUGAUUAUUCUCAUACCAGUUGCGCGUUCCGAUGGCAUGUUCUAAAAAACCCUACAAUUUAUUAUUACCUAAUAUAAUUAUUAUAUGCAAAUCUUAAGUUACAAACAAAAAAAAAAUUAAAACUGUUUAAAUUAAAAUACAUUUGAAGUUGAAUUUAAAAAAGCAGU